This is a messenger RNA of Candidula unifasciata, 1092 nucleotides long. Lineage: Eukaryota; Metazoa; Mollusca; Gastropoda; Stylommatophora; Geomitridae. The record is from the annotation of a GenBank genome assembly.
AUGGGUACUUUGACAGAAGAGAGCGUUGGACAAUAUUUAAAAGAAAACCCUGGCUUCUUGGCGUCCUGGUUUGUUGACCACGCAGACGAUGAUACUCUUAAAAUACUAGCCAGGAAGCUCAAACAGGAUGCCAUCUCACUGAGAAACAGCAGAUCACCACUACCCCCAGAGAGCGGACUUUCAGCAGUCGAGGAAAGAGCGGAUUCGCCACGAUCUUCUUCUGAAGAUUCUUUGUCAACGGACCAGAGUGAAGUGAAAAAAAUUCAGAAUUAUACGACUUUCUCCAAAGUUGGCAGAAACUCAAUCACCAGCAUGAUAUUUCGAAAAUACCUCGACGGAGAUAGAACGCGACGGGCAAGUGUCAAGAAAGAUUUAGACGACCUUCGAAGGAUGUCUGAGGAGGAAUUAUUCAUGGAGCUCAUCAGAGACAUCGCUAGUGAGCUUGAUGUUACAGUUCUCUGCCACAAAAUUCUUCAGAAUGUAAGCAUCCUGACCAACAGUGACCGCGGCAGCAUGUUUCUGGUCCGGGGCAGCAAGGAGAACAAGUACCUGGUGUCCAAGCUGUUUGACGUGACUGAGUCCAGCACUUUGGAGCAGUCCAUACACACAGAGGCAAAUGAGAUUAUAGUUCCUUUCGGAGUUGGCAUCGCUGGCAACGUUGCCAAGUCCAGGGAAGCCAUUAAUAUCAACGAUGUGUAUGCAGAUCCGCGAUUUAAUCAAGAAGUGGAUAAAAAGACUGGAUACCGGACACACAGCAUCUUGUCCAUGCCAAUUCUCAACUACGAGGGAGAAGUCAUAGGUGUGGCACAGAUCAUCAACAAAGUUUCCGGAAAUCAUGAGUUUACUAAACAGGACGAGGAGUUGUUUCACAAGUAUCUCACUUUUUGUGGUAUUGGUAUUACAAAUGCUCAACUGUUCGAGAUGUCAGUCAACGAAUUCAAGCGAAAUCAGCUUUUACUCCAUCUGGCUCGGGGGAUCUUCGAGGAGCAGAGCAACCUGGAGAAACUAGUCCAGAAAAUUAUGCUUGACGCACAGGAUCUUUUAAAGUGUGAAAAGUGCUCUGUUUACCUGCUAGAGGAUUCGUUCGAAAGG